Drosophila grimshawi is the source of this 2550-nucleotide messenger RNA. Its product is annotated as transcription factor btd. The record is from RefSeq and is a predicted model, not a curated record. Bases 286 to 2550 code for a protein of 754 amino acids. Gene Ontology annotation, molecular function: DNA-binding transcription factor activity, RNA polymerase II-specific; RNA polymerase II cis-regulatory region sequence-specific DNA binding. Gene Ontology annotation, biological process: regulation of transcription by RNA polymerase II. The transcript is spliced from 2 exons. NCBI's taxonomy places the organism in Eukaryota, Metazoa, Arthropoda, Insecta, Diptera, Drosophilidae.
ACAGGCACAGUAAGGCUAUAAUUAUUAUAUAGAUGUAUCUGUAUCUGUGUGCGUUUGUAUCUACCAUAAGCAAAACAAUAUCUAAGUGAAAAGCGUGCCAUAAUUAUAACAGCGAACUCAAACUGUAUCAAUAAACGGCAAUGUGCGAAAAUUGCUAAGGCAAAAGAAAAGAACAACAAAAGUAAAUAAAUCGGCAACGAGUCGGCCAAAAAUUAUCAACACCAAUAAACAGCAGCAGCAGCAGCAGCCACAGCAGCAGCAACAGCAGCCAUUAAAAUUGCCAACAUGAUUGACGCCACCUGCAAUUAUUUGAAUCCCUAUGCACUGUCUCAGCCAACAGCAAUACAGCAGCAGCAACAGCAGCAGCAGCAACAACAACAACAACAUCAACAACAGCAGCAGCAUCAUCAGCAACAUCAACAGCAGCAGCAGCUGCAAUUACAGCAGCAGCAACAACAACAACAACAACAGCAACUACAACAGCAACAGCAGCAGCAGCAGCAACAACAACAGCAGCAGCAGCAUCAGCAAGAGCAACAACAACAUCAGGAACUGCAACAGCAACCGAGUCAUGAUUUCAUUAGCGCCACAUUGCUGUCCGCCUCCGCGAAUGCCACAAGCUCCCCAUUGGCGGCACUCUACGGCAAACAGACGAAUGCAUCCGUUGCCGCUGCCACAACGGCAUUGCCGGCAAUGAAAAUGGAAAUGCAAUAUCCGCCGCAGGCAUCAUCCACGGGCAGUGCAUCGCCCAAUUCGAGCAUAUCACAGUCGGCUGCCUCAUCGGCAUCGGUGUCGCCCAGCAUUUUUCCAUCGCCAGCGCAAUCGUUUGCUUCGAUAUCCGCCAGUCCGCCGGCCGCAGGCAUUAUCGGUUCCUCCUCUUCGUCCUCGUCCACCGCCUCAUCCUCGUCGGCAGCGGCGGCAGCAGCGGCAGCAGUUGCUGCUGCUGAUUUGGGUGCUGCAGCAGUGGCAAGUGCUGCCUACGGCUGGAAUACGGCUGCCUACACGGCGUUGCCAACCAGAACUCAAUUUCCGUAUGCGCAAUACGCAUCCGAUUAUUAUGGCAAUGUGGCAACAGUGGGCAGUGUUGCAGCAUCGGCAUCGGCCGCUUGGUUCUCGCACCAGGAGCGCCUCUAUCAGCCAUGGUCAUCGCAAAGCUAUCCCAGCUUCAAUUUCGAUGACAUCGCCUUCCAGACACAACUGCAACGUCGCUCCGUUCGUUGUACCUGCCCCAAUUGCACCAACGAGAUGAGCGGCCUGCCGCCGAUCGUUGGACCCGAUGAACGUGGACGCAAACAGCACAUCUGCCAUAUACCCGGCUGCGAGCGAUUGUACGGUAAGGCCUCGCAUCUAAAGACCCAUCUGCGCUGGCAUACGGGCGAGCGUCCGUUUCUCUGCUUGACGUGUGGCAAGCGCUUCUCGCGCUCCGAUGAGCUUCAGCGGCAUGGACGCACACAUACCAAUUAUCGUCCAUACGCCUGUCCCAUUUGCUCGAAGAAAUUCUCGCGUAGCGAUCACCUCAGCAAGCACAAGAAGACCCACUUUAAGGAUAAGAAAACGAAAAAGGCACUCGCCGCCGAGGCCAAGGAGCAGGCGGCAGCCAUCAAGCUGGAGAAAACCGAUAAGUUGUCCAGCGGCAAAAAGACGAAGACAACAACAGCAACAGCAACAGCAGCAGCAGCAGCAGUAGCAGCAGCAGUAGCAGCAUCGACGGCAACGCCAGCGAGCAGUGUGCAGUUCAAGCAGGAACAGCCAGAGUCAGCAAGCACCUUGGGCUAUGCACCGUAUGCGAAUCUGUAUCAGCAAACAGCGGCGGCAGCAGGAGUUGCAUCUCUGCCACCACCGCCGCCACUAUUCCAGCCCCAUCAGCAACAGAGCGAUGCACCCAGCGGCGGCAGCACCAGCAACAGCUAUGGGCCCUGGUGCACCACCAACAAUACUUCCAGCAGCAGCAGCAGCAGCAGCGCCACCAACAGCAAUACUAAUAAUAAUCGUGCCAUGGAACAGAAUCAAACUACCUCAGCAAAUGCCAGACCCACAUCGGCUAGAUCCGCAACAAAUUCCAGCAUUAGCAACAACAGCAACAACAGCAACAACAACAGCAACAACAACAGCAGCAGCAGCAGUAGCAGCAGCAAUAGUCAGACGCAACAUUAUGCGGCGCUUGCCAUGCAGAGUGAAUCGCAGCUGGCGUCCGAGUAUGGAUUAACCAUGUCCGGAUUGGCGAGCGGGGCCAGCGAAAGCAGCAGCAGCAGCAGCAAUUGUGUUAACAGCAACAACAAUUCGAAUGCUGCUGCUGCUGCGGCCGCUGCAUAUACGGGCCUCAUUGCGCCCAUGAAGUCGGAGUAUGCCGGCAGUUAUCCGGCUGAGUUUGCCAGCAGCUCUGGCUAUGGCUAUGCUGCACACCACCAUCAUGCUGCCCAUGCCCACGCCCACGCCCAUGCCCAUGCCCAGGCGCAUGCCCAUGCACACGCCCACGCCCAUGCCCACGCCCAUCAUCAUCAUCAUCAUAAUGCGUGGACCGCCGCUUAUCAUCCGCAUGCCACUGCCUAG